Molecule: messenger RNA, 2598 nt
Organism: Brassica napus (rape)
Lineage: Eukaryota; Viridiplantae; Streptophyta; Magnoliopsida; Brassicales; Brassicaceae
Product: transcription factor MYB10-like
Exons: 3
Coding region: 1634-2395 (253 amino acids)
Source: RefSeq, a predicted model, not a curated record
UUUUUUUUUUUUGGUGUAAAUGUUAAGAUUUAUACCACUUUUUUAGAGUUUACAAUGUUGUGAAGCACAACUUAUUACAAAGAAAGAAAAUGAGCAAGCAAUAUAAAGAGAGUAGGAUUAACUAUAAGGGGUAAGGAACCAAAAGUACAACUCCAACAAAGAAGGAUGAUGAGCCGCGGAUGAAGGACGAGAUAGUGAAAGCAGCCUAUCUCUCAUGGCACGGUCCACUACUCGGAAGAACGCCUCUUCAGAUGAAGACACACUUGUGAAGAUGCGAGCAUUUCUUUCACGCCAAAGGUUGUAGAUGAUCAGUUGGUUGAGAAGCUUGAGCACCGUGAUUGCCCUUGAGGCAUGAGGUCCAGGGAGCCGCUGGCAGAGGAGAACAACUUCAGCAAGUGAGGCAGGAGGAGACACCAAGUACCUGCCACAGAAACGAGACCAAGUAGCAACCGCAAAGGGACAGUGAAAAAACAAAUGUUCUAUAGACUCAUCAGCUAAGGAACAUAGAGCACAACCUGGAGAGACAGAUAUACCCCAUGAGAUAACUACCAUCAAGUUAUAAUAAUUUGAAGUUAUAAUAAUUUGAAGAAGAUCGUUGGGCAGGCACGUGGAGACUUGAACAUGUUAAAUGACAUCGUGUGUUUUGUACAUCGAAGACACACAACAGAAGCAGAAGCACACAUCCUUUAUUUUAUCUAGCUAGCUAAGUGAAUAAAUAAACAAGUUGAUGUUGGAAGCUAUCACUAUCUUCUCUCCUUUCGACUCUAUUUAUAUUCAUAACAUCCCUCUCUUCACAUUUUGUUUUCUUAAAACUUAUCUCUUUGAUUUUCUUUUUACAGUUUCGAGUGAAUCUUUUUUAUGUUAUAUAAAUUGACCACUUAAGUUUACAUGGGGCGACACCUCAGAUUUAUAAACAUGUAUAGCAUCUCCAUGUAAAUGUAUGUACUCAUCUUUCUUUCAGAAUAAAAUUUUAAAAUUUUUAAUGCUUCUAAAAAUGAAUACUUUCUUGAAACAAGAAAAAAUAAAAAAUAGAAAUACUGAAUUACAGGAUUCGUCUUUGCAUAAAUAACAAGAAGUCAAGUUCCAGAUCCAUUUACAGUCAAUGGUGAAAACUGAGAGUCAAAAUUUAAUAUUAACUUUUUUCAGCAACUAAAAAUAACAAUAUGUUUUAUUUUUUUUAUUUUUUUUAACAAUAUGUUUUCUUUCGAAAUGAUAUAAAUUCGGCUAGACAAAAAUGGUAUAAAUUUGGUGUAAAGCAAGAAUUCAUAGUCUGAAAACUUAUACUGAAAUCCAGUUUUCCAGAAUAAAUAAUUAGAAUAAGCAAUACUUAAUAUUUAAUAAAUUAAUACGUUUUGGGCCUUUGAAAAUAUAAUUGAGGUUGAUCUAGAUAGAGCAGAAGAUAAUGUCAAAUAAUACUUAAAAGUUCAUGAUUAAUCAGACGUUAAAAAAAAGUUCAUGAUUAAUUCUAGGAGUGAAAAAGUGCAAAAUAGAUACUUAGAUUCCAUUAAUUAAUUUAAGUAGGUUUACUCGUACAUGAAUAAGUGGCAAUGUGGCAUGACCCUUGUGGUCUCACAACCCCUGGAUAUCUUACUCAAAAAGAAAAAAAACCCUUAUAUGCCAUGUUGACACGUAGAUGUGUGUAUAUAAACAUGAAUAUCUCAAAGAUUCUCUAAAAUUAAGGACGAUGUGUGUGAUGGGGAAAAGAAGAACACCAUGCUGUGACAAUAGCCAAGUUCUGAAGAGAGGGCCAUGGAGUGAUGAAGAAAGUGAAAGACUCAAAGCUUUUAUUCUAAAACAUGGUCAUCACAACUGGAGAUCUCUUCCUAAACUAGCUGGAUUGACGAGAUGCGGAAAGAGUUGCCGUUUAAGAUGGUUAAACUAUCUGAGACCAGGUCUCAAACGAGGCAGCUUCACCAAAGAGGAGGAAGAUACCAUUAUCCACCUCCACCAAGUUCUUGGAAACAAGUGGUCAAAGAUAGCAUCACACUUGCCAGGAAGAACAGACAACGAGAUCAAGAAUGUGUGGAACACUCAUCUCAAGAAACGAUCGAUGAAGAGCAACUCAUCAGCAUCAGAUGUUACCAACCAAGCCUCUUCCGUGUCCUUUUCUUCCUCAUCAGUCUCUAAUGACGUUAUUAACAGCGAGAAGCAUAAUCAGGAAGAGGAGUUGGAGAAUAUCUUGGUGGAGCAUAUGGCAUGUGGAUUUGAGGUGAAUGCACCACAAUCACUAGAAUUUCUUUUUGAAGAUCGCCAAAUCCCUCCUCUCCCUAUAUCUAAACCGGAGUCUCUAGAAAUCCAUAUGCAAUCACAUGAUGAGUUGUGUAGCCGAAUGGUUGAGCCAGGGUUAGAUGUUUACAAUGAGUGGCUCAGCUAUUUUGAUAAUCAAACUUUGUAGAACACAAUGAGUUGAUCCACCAUGUUUAUUUGUAUUGCAUUGACCUUGUCUUUGUUUUUUUUUGUAAGAUGAAUUUAGAAUACAUUAAAAACAUAUCCAAACCAUAGUGUAGCUGGGAAGCUAGCAUGUAACCGAGCCAGGAAGCAUAUGUACAAAAGAAUCAUAUUUGAGAUUUAAUAUUUUUGAUGACCUUAAUUUGGUUA